AUGACUGCGGACCGGAACGGCGGCAACAUCCACUUGAUCAUGGUUUAUGAGCCGAUCGGUGCCGCAAACAUUGGCACCAAGCGUCCAGACCCGUUUGAUAAGCUGGUCACCUGCACCCUGACCUGGGCCCCCAAUGACGAAGAUCCAGAUGUUGACGACGCGCUCUCAGAGAUUGAUUUCGGUUGCAUCAUCAGCGAAUUGGUGGUUGGAGUCGCGGUAACCACCCAAGAGGUCGUGGUCAUUCCUCAAUUCACAUAUAUCAUAACCAACGAGGAUGGAAACAGGCGGAGUCCGGCUCCCCUGAGCCCGGCCAAUGUCCAUGACUACGAGGAUGCCAACGCUGUUGGUGUCAACGAUGGUGACGACUGCUAA
Pyricularia grisea is the source of this 372-nucleotide messenger RNA. RefSeq lists its product as uncharacterized. Bases 1 to 372 code for a protein of 123 amino acids. The transcript has 3 exons. Lineage: Eukaryota; Fungi; Ascomycota; Sordariomycetes; Magnaporthales; Pyriculariaceae. The record is from RefSeq and is a predicted model, not a curated record.